Molecule: messenger RNA, 1230 nt
Organism: Aspergillus aculeatinus CBS 121060
Lineage: Eukaryota; Fungi; Ascomycota; Eurotiomycetes; Eurotiales; Aspergillaceae
Product: phosphatase PAP2 family protein
Exons: 4
Coding region: 1-1083 (360 amino acids)
Biological process (GO): phospholipid metabolic process
Molecular function (GO): phosphatidate phosphatase activity
Source: RefSeq, a predicted model, not a curated record
AUGGCGCGCAACUCCAACCAGAACGAACAACAACCAUCCUCAGCGGCGACGACAGGAGCAAACGAACUCGGAGCAGCGCAUGUGCGCUUUUCCAAGCGACUGAUCGUCUCGUAUAUUCUUGACUGGAUACUUAUCAUUGGUAUCGCACUUAUUGGCUAUGGAUUCGGUCGUGUCUCUCCCAAUCAGAGGCCAUUUUCCCUCACGGAUCCAAGCAUCUCCUUCCCCCACAGAGACCAUGAUACCGUAUCGGUCAGUGUGGUGGCGGUGGUCGCCUUAAUUGUCCCGGCCGUGAUCAUCGUCCUCGGGGCGCUGUUAUGGGAGUGGAAUGCCGGAUGGUUGGGCCUGGGUAUAUCGCUUGCGGGGGCCUACAUGGCGACUGAGGGGCUGAAGGAUCUGUUUGGGAAACCAAGACCAGAUAUGCUCGCGCGAUGCGAUCCGGAUCUCUCGAAGAUCGGCAACUUCGCUGUCAGCGGCCUGGGAUCCAGACUCGAUGGAGCCCCUACACUGGUCACGUGGGAGAUAUGUCGAAAUCAAGCGCGCGAGUUGGCUGUUGAUGGCUUUUCGAGUUUCCCCAGUGGGCAUUCUUCUUUCGCAUUUGGCGGAUUGACGUAUCUCACUCUAUGGCUUUGUGCUAAACUGUCCAUCGGAUUUCCUUAUCUCGCUCAUUCACCGCUUAGCCAGGAUUUGCAGAGACCGGAGCGUCGCACCAUUCGAAAGCAGGGAGCAGCACCGCCGGUUUACCUGCUCAUCACAGUCUUCGUGCCCAUAGCGGUGGCGUUCUUCAUAGCUGCCUCACGGUGGUUUGACUACCGCCACCAUGGAUUUGACAUCAUUUUUGGAUCAGUCAUGGGGAUCGUCUUCGCCUGGAUCGGUUUUCGCCUUUACCAGCUUCCCGUGAUGCGCGGCGCAGGCUGGUCUUGGGGGGCGAGAAACAGUAGCCAUGCUUUCUUCCGAAGCGUGGGUCUGCCGAGCCAUGUCUGCGCAGACAACUGGGCAACCGCUAAAUAUGCACCGCCAGUGAGAGCAGAGAUCAGGGAUCAAGAUAUUGACCUCGAGAGUGGCCGUAAAGCAGCAAGGGAGUAAGAUCCCUACAACUUGACCAGAUAGCAGCGUAUAUCAGGCCAGUGGAGGAUGUGACAAUGCAGGAGUCAUUUGGAAGAUUGCUGUAGGCCAUGAUUUGUCUUCUGGCGCCCUCAUCCUUUUUCCCGUACGCUUAGCAAUGGCAAACGC